AUAUCUGUCGAGUUUUUUUAUGAUAUUGUUUCUCCAUAUUCCUGGCUGGCAUUUGAAGUGCUGUGUCGCUAUAGAAAUGUUUGGAACAUCGACCUGAAAUUUAAACCAGCAUAUUUAGGGGCAGUCAUGCAUGGCUCAGGCAAUCGGCCUCCUGGAAUCGUCCCAAAUAAGUUCCAUUACAUGUCCAAAGAUCUGGAGCGGGUGUCUGGCUAUUUUGGUGUUCCUCUGUAUCCACCUUCAAAUGUUUUUGAAGCAAUGUUUGAGAAAGGCACUUUGAAUACCAUGCGUUUUGUGACAGCUGUAGCAGAGAAGGAAAAAGAUGGAGAUGUGCUGGUGGAAAGGGUAUCUAGAGAGCUCUGGAAAAGAAUCUGGAGUACUGAUCAGGAUGUUACCCAGCCUGCCUCCCUCAUUGGGGCAGGAUUAAAAGCGGGUCUCUCGGCCAGUGAGUUGGAGGAAAUUCUGACACUCUCCAAAUCUCAGCCAAUCAAAGACAAGCUGAAGAGUGUCACACAAGAAGCACUGGACUAUCAAUGCUUUGGUUUUCCUUCCACUGUGUGUCAUGUGAACGGGAAGGCUGAGCUCUUCUUCGGUUCUGACAGAUUUGAGCUCAUGGCUCAUUGCAUCGGUGAGAAGUGGGUGGGGCCUUACCCUGACAAACCCACAUCCAAAAUGUGAUCACUGCUCUCCUAUACUGCUUAAAUCUUAUAAAUGCUGCACAUUCA
Messenger RNA from Carassius carassius (crucian carp), 722 nucleotides. RefSeq names its product glutathione S-transferase kappa 1-like. The record is from RefSeq and is a predicted model, not a curated record. Gene Ontology annotation, cellular component: mitochondrion; peroxisome. Lineage: Eukaryota; Metazoa; Chordata; Actinopteri; Cypriniformes; Cyprinidae. The annotation marks the transcript as partial. Gene Ontology annotation, biological process: glutathione metabolic process. Gene Ontology annotation, molecular function: glutathione peroxidase activity; glutathione transferase activity. The transcript is spliced from 7 exons.